AUGGUGCUAUCAGAACGUCAGCGAGACGAAUUAAAUCAAGCUAUUGCAGAUUACCUUCGGUCAAAUGGCUUCGAACAGGCCUUGAAUGAAUUUACUAAAGAAGCCAGUUUAAAUCCAAAUAUAGACAGCAAAUACGCUGGAUUAUUAGAAAAGAAAUGGAUUUCUGUCGUUCGACUUCAGAUGAAGGUAAUAGACCUGGAGACAAAGUUGGCCGAGGUUGAACGAGAGAACAAGCAACUGCAAGCAAGUGGUGGUUAUGGACCUGUGGGUGCAGCUCCAGGCUCAGGUCUUCCCGGACGGGGUGGAGAUCGACGUGGAGGUGCAGACGCCAUUCCUCGACCUCCUGCCAAACACACUCUCACCGGUCACCGGUCCACAGUCACCCGAGUCAAGUUCCACCCUCAUUACAACGUCUUUGUGUCGGCUAGUGAAGAUGCUACGAUUAAGGUAUGGGACUAUGAGACGGGUGAGUACGAAGCGACACUGAAAGGACACACCGAUGUGGUACAGGAUGUGAGCUUUGAUCCCUCCGGAAAUCUCCUCGCCUCAUGUUCAGCAGACAUGCACGUCAAGUUGUGGGACUUUACAACGUACACGUGCACAAAGACCCUUUUUGGCCACGAUCACAGUGUCUCCAGUAUUUGCUUCCUUCCCUCCGGUGACUUUCUCGUCAGUGCUGGCCGAGACAAAACAAUCAAGAUCUGGGAGGUUGCUACUGGGUAUGUCAGCAGACUUUUUUGCAUGCAUUAA
Messenger RNA from Rodentolepis nana, 750 nucleotides. The record is from the annotation of a GenBank genome assembly. Lineage: Eukaryota; Metazoa; Platyhelminthes; Cestoda; Cyclophyllidea; Hymenolepididae.